AUGGGUUAUUUCCAUGUGACACAGCUCUUUAAGCAUACCUUGAUUUUCACCACUGGGGAGUACGUUGGGCUUCUGAUCAGACGCUUUGCGGGGAGUGGGGCAAACAGCCUGGUUUGGGUGGAAGUGCUACACGAUCAGCAGUGGGGGACCGUCUGUGAUGACGACUGGGACUUAACCGAUGCUGGAGUCGUGUGCAGGCAGCUGGGCUGUGGGACGGUGCUAUCAGCCCCAGGGGCGGCUCAGUUUGGACAAGGCUCUGAGCGUAUCUGGCUGGAUGACAUUAACUGCAAGGGGACAGAAGCUGCCCUCUCCGAAUGCACGGCCCGGCCCUGGGGAGACAAUAACUGUAACCAUGGAGAAGAUGCGAGUGCCGUGUGCUCAGAUUCAACCCCUCCAGCGGAGAUUCCGCUCCGGCUCGUGAACGGCCCGAGUCACUGCGCCGGGAGAGUCGAGGUGCUACACGACCAGCAGUGGGGGACCGUCUGUGAUGACGACUGGGACUUAACCGAUGCUGGAGUCGUGUGCAGGCAGCUGGGCUGUGGGACGGUGCUGUCAGCCCCAGGGGUGGCUCAGUUUGGACAAGGCUCUGGGCGUAUCUGGCUAGAUGAUGUUAACUGCACGGGGACAGAAGCUGCCCUCUCCGAAUGCACGGCACGGCCCUGGGGAGACAGUAACUGUAACCACGGAGAAGAUGCGAGUGCCGUGUGCUCAGAUUCAACCCCUCCAGCGGAGAUUCCGCUCCGGCUCGUGAACGGCCCGAGUCACUGCGCCGGGAGAGUCGAGGUGCUACACGACCAGCAGUGGGGGACCGUCUGUGAUGACGACUGGGACUUAACCGAUGCUGGAGUCGUGUGCAGGCAGCUGGGCUGUGGGACGGUGCUGUCAGCCCCAGGGGUGGCUCAGUUUGGACAAGGCUCUGGGCGUAUCUGGCUAGAUGAUGUUAACUGCACGGGGACAGAAGCUGCCCUCUCCGAAUGCACGGCACGGCCCUGGGGAGACAGUAACUGUAACCACGGAGAAGAUGCGAGUGCCGUGUGCUCAGACACCCUCCCCACCCCCACCCUCCUCCUGAACCAGACGUCGGCCCGGCUGGGAGACUCCGUGCGGCUCCAGUGCUCCGUGUUCUCCUGGGCCCAGGCCACCCGUGUUGUCUUCUACAAGGACGGGGAGGAGGUUUCAUCCCAGACGGGCUUGGAGGAGAAGUUCACGUACAACUAUGACCACGUGGUGACCAGCAACAACAGUUCUGGGAGCUACGCCUGUGGGUACGAGAUCAAAGGCAGCGACAGCCGGGUGACCAGAUCCCAGCUCAGCUCUGCCCAGUUCCUCAGUGUUACUGGGCCGGCCAUGUCCCCGGCCAUCUGGGCCACUCGCUGCACCCUGGUCCUGCUGCUCCUGGUGUCCGGGCCCGUCAUCACCUUCGUGCUGGAGAAACGGGCCCUGCCCCAGCCUGCGGGGCUGGAGGAGACUCGUGGAGGGAGCGUCGGCAUUUCUGGGGGGAGGGGGCAAUGGGGCUUUGAGCAGGAGGAAUGGGAACGAGGGGGCAGGAGGAGAUACCCAUUGCAGGGAGAGGGCAGGGGGAGAUACCCAGUCCCCAUUGACCGGCUGUGA
Messenger RNA from Pelodiscus sinensis (Chinese soft-shelled turtle), 1611 nucleotides. NCBI's taxonomy places the organism in Eukaryota, Metazoa, Chordata, Testudines, Trionychidae. The record is from RefSeq and is a predicted model, not a curated record.